CAUUACGUCUGUGAAUGAAAGUCACAUGAAGGAUCCCCGGGAGCUGUGAAUGUAGUACUUGUUUGCAGUAUUGAAAGCCAGAGCUAGCUGAGCAGUGUACCCUGGUAUUAUAUUAUCAUUGCACGGGGAGGUGGAUCAGCCAUGUGCAGCUUCCUGUUUAUUAGAAGUACGGCCUGCCUCACAAGCCCUGUGAAUUACAGGGGAUUGAUCUCAUCCUUCUAUAGCAGAGAUUUUUCCAAAAUGACUUCAGAGGCUCACCUUAUAACACCUGAGGAAAGAACUCAAGCUCUGCAAGGCCUGCAGUCUAUGGGGUGGACGGAGGUCACUGCUAGAGAUGCUAUCUACAAAGAGUUUGCCUUCAAGACCUUCAACCAGGCCUUUGGAUUUAUGACUCGUGUGGCCCUGCAAGCAGAAAAAAUGAAUCACCACCCAGAAUGGUUUAAUGUGUACAACAAGGUUCAAAUAACUCUCACUACGCAUGACUGUGGAAAGUUGACCAAAAAAGAUGUGAAGCUUGCUCAGUUUAUCGAAAAAGCUGUAACGUCUUAACAAACAAUAAAUUGUGCGUUUUCUGGGAUUUUG
This is a messenger RNA of Nanorana parkeri, 582 nucleotides long. RefSeq names its product pterin-4 alpha-carbinolamine dehydratase 2 (gene PCBD2). Lineage: Eukaryota; Metazoa; Chordata; Amphibia; Anura; Dicroglossidae. The record is from RefSeq and is a predicted model, not a curated record. Gene Ontology annotation, biological process: tetrahydrobiopterin biosynthetic process. The transcript has 4 exons. Gene Ontology annotation, molecular function: 4-alpha-hydroxytetrahydrobiopterin dehydratase activity. The coding region runs from base 142 to 549 and encodes 135 amino acids.